AUGGAUCUCCAGUUUCACUCAUGUUUUCUGAUGGAUAUAGUUUUGAUAAUUUGCUUGUUUUGGAUUCGCCAAGUUGCAGCCUUUCCUUCGGGCGCCCCUCUGUCAGCAUGUGGUCAUCUGAUGCCGGUCCAUGUUGAUGGAGAGCUACAAAACUCCGCGUCCCCCUACAUGCUCAUCCUAAACGACACCACAUAUGGAACCCAACCUCUGAAGCUGACAGUUUCGGCGACCGGGGCUGGGGCACGUGACUUCAUGGCUUUCAUGCUACAAGCGAGGUCAGAGUUCGGGCAACCUGCGGGCUACUUUGCCAACGUGCCCCCGGCCUCGAAAACAUUGACUUGCUACGAGAAGGACGACACCUUGACCCACACAGCGGCCUUCAUCAGAUCCACCAUGGAGGUCUUGUGGUACCCGCCCAGCAAGAACAUCGGCAAGAUCUCUAUCAC
This is a messenger RNA of Candidula unifasciata, 446 nucleotides long. NCBI's taxonomy places the organism in Eukaryota, Metazoa, Mollusca, Gastropoda, Stylommatophora, Geomitridae. The record is from the annotation of a GenBank genome assembly.